Ornithodoros turicata is the source of this 3718-nucleotide messenger RNA. Its product is annotated as RISC-loading complex subunit TARBP2-like. NCBI's taxonomy places the organism in Eukaryota, Metazoa, Arthropoda, Arachnida, Ixodida, Argasidae. The record is from RefSeq and is a predicted model, not a curated record. Gene Ontology annotation, biological process: siRNA processing; regulation of regulatory ncRNA processing. The transcript is spliced from 10 exons. The coding region runs from base 135 to 1229 and encodes 364 amino acids. Gene Ontology annotation, molecular function: siRNA binding; double-stranded RNA binding. Gene Ontology annotation, cellular component: RISC complex; RISC-loading complex; cytoplasm.
CGCGAAAAGAGGGCGCUUCAGUCCGUCCGGCUUCUCUGCGCGUCCGUUGAGGAGUUUGGUCCUUGGCUUUGUCGUCUCGCACGUGUUUAUUUUAUCACAUUGCGGUGUACAGUUCACUGGAAACAAAGGAAAGCAUGGAUUCUCAAGGUGCAGACAUGUUCACGUUGAGUAGCCUGCUGCAAGCUGCUGAUACAGGAUCUGCAGCGAAUCAGAAAACUCCGAUUAGUGUUCUGCAGGAACUGUGUGCACGCAGUUGCCUCACCCCAGAGUACAAGCUCCUCUCCGUAGAGGGAGCUGUCCAUGCUCCUACAUUUAUGUACAGAGUGCAGGUUGGAGACGCGGUGGCUAAUGCCACGGGCCAGAGCAAGAAGAAGGCGAAACAUGCUGCAGCCAGGGCCCUGCUGGAAAAGCUGCUGGCAGACGACGGACCGUUCAGCAAAUUCAGGGCAUCUGUUUUGGAGGGCCUGCCUGCCAUGGAUGCAGCAGACCCUGUCAAGGGCUCCCCAGACGCAUCAAAAAACGUUGCUUCGACCGAGGAAGACGGUAUACCCGGCAACCCUGUGGGAGAGCUCCAGGAGCGUUGCAUGAAAGAGCGCUGGCGUCCCCCUUAUUAUGAAACUGUUGCAGAAGAGGGCUUGCCUCAUGAGCGUACUUUUGCGAUAUCGUGUCUCGUGAAUAACUUCAAUGAAAUUGGCAUGGGCAAAUCAAAGCGUUUGGCUAAGCGUCAGGCUGCCCACAAGAUGAUCCAGCUCCUCGAUACCAUUCACAAUGGAGAACUCAAUGGUGAUGAUCAGCCCGAGAAGGUCGGCAAUGACACGUCCCUUGCUGGUGGAGGUGGCUUGCUGCGGGAGGCCAAGUGUUACAUGGGACUCAAGGAGCAGAACAUCAACACCCUGACACCACGACACAGCCAGCAGGUAGGACAAUGGCUCCGUCAGCUGCAGAAUUCAGACGGCGUAGUCCUGCGUUCCCUCCAGGUGCAGCAGCCACUGACAACUGCAGGGAUGGACUACGUGGGACUCCUCAAGGAAAUAUCGGAGGAGCAAACUUUUGAGGUUACUUAUGUUCCCCUCGAAGAACUAAGCACUGAGGGGAAGCACUGCUGUUUGGUGCAGCUGACUGCAAUGCCCUUAGCAGUGUGCCUCGGUGAGGGCCCCAACCCUGAGCGAGCCAAGCAGUACGCUGCUCGGGCAGCCUUGGAGUACCUCAAGAUAAUGACCAAAAAGUGAGCAGGGCAAGGUACCUCGCCCACCAGUAUGCUGGACAACUGGAUUGAACAGAGGAGUUCUGCACUGCAGGAAACCCUAGCAUUUUGAUGUUCAAGGUACCUCAUUCUAAACACUACCCCCUUCUCUAGUCAGAAGGCAGAAUAUGAGGCCUCGGCUGUUCCUUCCCCUGGGUUCACCCUUGACCUUGAUCUGACCUGCACUUUCCUCCAAAGGAGGAGACACCAACUAAGACCAACCUUUUUAUUUAUUCAGCCUAACUGCGCAAUGGUGGGCAGCUAACGGCCUGACCUUCCUGUUUUAGGUCCGGCCAUGAAAUGCAAAGAUAUGCCGCCUUUGUCUUUCAUUUUGAGCCAUUUACAAAGCAUAAUUAUACUAUAUACCUCCGUCAUUCUAAUUCCAUUUGUAUGUCUCCACCGAAAGCAUUUGUAGUCACCCAGUAAUCGAGCACAGGUUGAAAUAUAUCGCAUUCUCCUUGUAUAUUGGGCCCUUGUGUUUUUGGGUUGUACGUUUUUUUCAAGAUCAGGUUUUUAUUUCGGGAGCCGUAAAAUGGGGCAGAAUUGGGUGAUGUGUUGUGAAACAACAGAUUUCGGGGUGGAAAAUGUAAAAACGAGAAAAAGUGCGAAGUAAGAAAAACUGCGAAGUAUUUAGCAUUCUCCAGUGCCUGUGCGGGACGCAUAAUCUGCAGCUCAGCGAGUUAGGUUCUCAGGGCGGGUUUUGGGUGUUACCUAAAGCACAAGGCUCUCUGCAUAUUAAGUUAAAACGAACGGCAAGACUAAUACAUCCCGUCGAAUCUUCCAAGUUAAGCUUUUCUCAUGCAUAUAUAACGUUCCUCAGUGCCAUAAUUCCGCUUACAUGUACUCGGCCUCCUGACCGUCUAGCAUUAUUCUCUCGCGUACGCCUGCCGUUAUUCUUUGACGUCACUAAUCUACGGAAAGGGCAACUAGUGUACAACUUUUGUGAAUACAGCGGGUAAAUAAGUAAAAAUGCUGGUUUGAGUUGGCGCCUUUCCCACUGAGCGGCCUGCCUCUGCGUUUGUUCCUAAAAAAUUUGGGCAUUGUUCUUUUUUUUAUUUUUUAUGUGAGGUUUUGUUUACUCCUAGACAUACGCACAGUAGUAUACCCUUCUUUCUGAAGUCCUAUUCAUGCGACUGAUCAUUGUAGACGUGUUAUGUAGUACCAGCCAUGAGUUCCCAAGCACUGAACAAUACGUAGAGCAAAAAAAAAUAGACAACCUUCCACGGUGCUAUUGAAUUUGGUACAGUGCUGGACAAAAGGUUACGGAACACGCCCCGGCACAUUCCUUCCUCGGAGUGACACGCUAGCAGUGUGCGACACCGUACGGACUUGCAAACAGCUGGCUGAGUUAUCUAUGCACAUGUCUGUAAGUUCGUACAGUGCUAUACAAUCCCAUAUGGCCUGUACGGUCCCGUACAGUCCCAUAUGACCCUACGGUGCCCUAGCGGGGCACUCUGAGGAAGGAAUGCGCCGGGUCUUGCAAACAGCUGGCCGGGUUACCUAGGCACAUGUCUGUAAGUCCGUACGGUGCCGUACAAUCCCAUAUGACCCGUACGGUGCCCUAGCGUAUCACUCUGAGGAAGGAACGCGCCGGGACGUGUUCCGUUAACUUUUGUCCAGCACUGUACAUUGCUUUUUAUAUAUAUAUGGGAUUACUUCAGGGGCCAUACUAGAGGAAAUAACCCGUUAAUAGUACUCUUACGGUAAUUAUAGUAUGCAGUUUCACUGCAGUUUCAAAAGUAUGUGCGGAUGACAACGUGCAAGCGUUUGGUCAUUCUGUUCUGACCUGGCCUUCAGCUCUCGCUUUCUUGAGUAGUUAUAGUAACCUAAUACAGAAACUUGACGUUGGUCACACACGUGGGGGAAUCCGUACGGCGUUACUGCAUUUUGUUCAUUGUGAUUCGCACGUUGUACGGUGACCCUGCGCUUUUAAUUUCAGUAAUCAGUGUGUCUGGGAACUUACAAGCGGUACUCGAACCGUAAAGCCAUUGCACAAUUUGCAUAAUAUGGCUGUGCAGCCGUAUCGAUAUGAGCACAAGUGCUGCUGAAGUUCAAACUUUAAUGUGUGUGUGUGCCAUGGGGCUCAGCUAUGAGCGUGUAUUUACCGGAGGCUAGGGCCACUCUUGCAUGUUGUAACGGUGAGAUAAAGAGCAACGGAGACAAAAUUUGCGCUACCAGUGAACUUAGGAGGGGGAACAGCCAGCUAGCAGGAUUGUACUCGCAUUCCAAAGCAGCAGGAUUGAGUACUGCCGAUUGUUUGUCCAGGACAUGCGGAAAGGCUGCGUUCUUGUCAUCGCUUUUCUGUAAUGAACAGUGUCCGUCACUUCGGCUAGUACAGUGAGUGAUGACUAGUGUUUUAGUUGUAGUUGCGCUGCUUUACCGAGCAGAUUGUAGUUUUUUCUUGUCUGUGUGACAGUAAAAUUUCCAACGGCUAUGCUGGAACUGCAGUGAAUCGUUGGAAAGAUUUUUCAGUGC